This is a messenger RNA of Maylandia zebra (zebra mbuna), 1710 nucleotides long. Lineage: Eukaryota; Metazoa; Chordata; Actinopteri; Cichliformes; Cichlidae. The record is from RefSeq and is a predicted model, not a curated record.
AUGGCAAGCUGGGUCUCCACCCUCUUCUUCCUAAUCUGGUUGUCAGUCUCUCAAGCCCAAGGGGGGAGUGGAAAAAUCCCCACUGUGGAAUUCAUCUCUGAAACCCUGAUUAACAAUGUGGUCCAGGACCCACAGACUGGUCGCAUCUACCUGGGAGCAGUCAACAAUAUCUUCCAGCUGAGCCCGUCCCUCCAGAAGGAGGCCCGCACUGAGACGGGCCCAAAAAAAGAUGCCAAAACAUGUACACCUCCUGCUUCAGGCUGUCAGGACACAGUGCUCAUGCCCAACAGCAACAAACUUCUGCUGGUCCACCCAUCCAAUGGUUCACUAAUAGUAUGUGGCAGUCGGUACAGAGGCAUAUGUUCCCUCCUCAACCUGUCUAAUGUAGAACAAGAGUUGUAUUACAAUGACAACAAAGGACAGCGGACAUACGUGGCUAGCAUAGAGGAUAAUGUGAACGUGGUGAGCGUCAUGUCCAACUACACAAAAAAUGGCCGGACCUUCAAAGUGUUCCUUGUUGGAAAGGGCUAUGGAAGCCUGGACAGUGCAAAACUAAUCAGCACACGAAUCCUUGAGGACUACCAGGACUGGGUUGUGUUUGAGAACAUCAUUGAGAAGGAUGCAUUGGGAAACUUCAAGUGUGGUGCAGAGUAUUUGCCUUCGCCUCUGGCAAGCAAGCCAGCAUUUGCCUUAAAGGCAGAUGCAGCGUUGACCAUGUCGGUCCAUCUGACUGCUGUAACUGUUGCUGUGGAGAAUGACCACACGAUCGCCUUUUUGGGCAGCGCCAACGGAGAGGUCUUCAAGGUACACCUGAGACCAGGUGAAUAUGGCAACGAGCCGUACUCCUAUGUUGGCAACAACAUAGGAGAGAAGGUCAACAAGAACCUUUUCCUUGACCAAAGCCAGAGCCACCUCUACAUUACCACAGAGAAAAGGAUCACCAAGGUGCCAGUGCAGACGUGCCUCGAAAUGAAAGACUGCCAAUCAUGCGUGGGACUGAGGGACCCUUACUGUGGCUGGUGUGUUUUGGAGGGCAGGUGUACCAGGAGGUCUGAGUGCCGACGGGCAGAGGAGAAGAAUGGCUGGUUGUGGAGCCCCAAGCAGCAGUGUGUCAAGAUUGUAUCCUUCUCUCCUUCAAACCUUUCCUGCAGAAAGACCGGCAAGGUGAACAUCAAUAUUCCCUCCCUUCCUACCAUUGGACACUCUGACCGUCUGCAAUGCAAGAUUGAGUCUUUCCAGAGUAACGGCAUCAUGUCAGACUCUGGUGAGGUCUCCUGUGAUCUGCCCCAGCCUGGGCUUAUACCGAAAACACCUGAGGGCCAAGACUUUGUGGCCGUGGCUAUCAGGAUCUUUGUGAAUGAGACUGUGGAGUUGGCCACGCGGGAAUUCAUGUUCUACAACUGUGCUGCCACAGUGAGGAAAUCUGAAAACACACCGUGCAUGUCAUGUGUAAGCAGUCAGUGGGGAUGUCAGUGGAACACGCAGGACCACACCUGCAGCGAUGCGGACAACAGCGUGGUUGUUUCCCACAUCAUCAAGCACCGUCAGAGCGCAAACUGUCCUCGGUUCGAGAAUCCAGAUCCUGUGCUCAUCCCUGUGGGCUACAAGACUCGAAUCAGCUUUGAAGGCAUAAAUCUGAAACAUUACCAGGAGCUGGAGGAGGUGGCCCUGCCCAGGGGCAGAUCACAGGUAGGUUCAGGAGCCUCAUAA